This is a messenger RNA of Folsomia candida, 2736 nucleotides long. RefSeq names its product arrestin domain-containing protein 3-like. Lineage: Eukaryota; Metazoa; Arthropoda; Collembola; Entomobryomorpha; Isotomidae. The transcript has 7 exons. Gene Ontology annotation, cellular component: cytoplasm. The record is from RefSeq and is a predicted model, not a curated record. Gene Ontology annotation, biological process: protein transport. Bases 1510 to 2430 code for a protein of 306 amino acids.
UGCAAGCGAAUUGAGGCUGAAUUACAUAUUAAUUGCCUCCCAAAUAUAUCAAUAUUGGUCACUUGCAUCUUUCAUCACUAAAUAAAUACGUUACCCUUGCAAUGCAAAAUAAAAUUUAAGUCCUCCUCGUGUUUUUGUGUAGGAAAAACAUGCCGAAAAUCAUUUUGGAUAAGCAAGACGCAACCUAUACCGCUGGAGAAAGCGUAUCUGGUGUGGUCGUCGUGCCCAGUAAUGUAACAAAGAGGCCAACAAGUAAAUAUGUAUUCGGAUAAAAUUUGAGGGAAGGGCUGCCGUGAAUUGGCCAGUGGUUCAACGAACGGGUCAGACAUCGCACUACUACACGACUUGUGUGACUGACGAAGAAAUUUAUUUCGUAGAGGAGAUAACUGUACUCCAAAGCGGUUCGGCAUUACUAUACUUUAUAUUCAGUAAAUUCAAAUAUGUGCCUAGUUACAUGAUGGACAUACUCACGAUAACUUCGGGAAGAGAAAUCUAGAAAAUUGAGGUUGCAUAUGUAUAGAUUAAUAUAACUUCAAAAGUUAUACGAAGUUUGCCACCAUUCCUAAAAUUAUUUCGAAACCUAUCUACGCAAAAUGAGACGCAGGCGUGUGAGUACGCCCAAUAUGCAUAUACAUGUGUUUGUAGAUAUGUAAAUACGUACAUAUCCAUUCACGUUUGGAGUUUCGUGGCAGAUUUCCUUGUCUACAAAUUUGGCUUUGGGCAUAUUAAGUUAAUCCGUGUGAUCGCAUCGCAACAAAAUUUUGGAAACAGAUUGCAAACUAAAUACUAGACUUGGACAUGCUCAAGUUCGCGAAUAUUUUUUUGAGAACUUGAGAAUUUUGCUAUUUGCUAACGACGCCAACUCGUACAAUGAAUGGGUAAAAAACUAUACUUACAUAUGUAUGUAUGUUCCUAAAUUUGAGCAGCAAACGAACAUGUUUUUAAUGCACUUAAGCUAAAUUAAUUUGUGAUGCCAAACAUUAUUUAUGUUGAAGUGAGUACGCCCAAUAUAUGUAUGUGCACUCUAAAUAAAGUUGCAUAAAAUUUACUCCGCUUGAAUAGUAAAAAAAGGAGGUGACACAUCAACUGGGUAAAAUUGGUCCAACGGUCGGAUAAAAUUGGUCGGAUAAAUUUUACUGAAUUGAAGUGUCAUCCUCUCUUUUAUGUACUCAACUUUGAGUAAAUUUUGCACAACUUUAUUUAUAGUGUUUGUACAUAUGUGUGUAUGUUCAUAGAAGGGAUGCGGUCUACAAUGCGGUCAAGUUUAACAUUCGUAAUUAAGGCACCUUAUCACCACUGUAUAUGUAAAGCUUUGUCACACAUAUUUACAUAUCCCAUUUAAAUUUGUUGUAAUGUGAAAUGAACCAGUUGUAAGCGAAUUUAGGCUGAACUACAUAUUAAUUACGUCCCAAAUACACCAGGAUUUCGGAACUUGCGUUUGUUAUCACUACAGAUUAAAUACAUAAACCCUUGACAUCCUUGAAAAUAUAAAUUUUAAUAAUUUUAAACAUGCUGAAAAUCAUUUUGGAUAAGCAAUACGCAACUUAUACCGCUGGAGAAAGCGUAUCUGGUGUAGUCGUAGUGACCAGUAAUGUAACAAAAGAUCCAACAAGUAUUCGGAUAAAGUUUGAGGGAAAGGCAGCCGUGAAUUGGCCAGUGGUUCGCGUUCAACGUAUGGGCGAGAAAGUGCACUACCUCACGAAUUAUGCGACUGACGAAGAACUUUAUUUUACAGAGGAGAUAACUCUACUCCCAAGCGAAAAUGACAAACCAUCGGAGCAUUCAGGAUUGCAAUUCCCCUUCACUUACCAACUUCCACUGGGACUUCCUACCUCUUUUAGACGCCCCAAGGGACGCGUAUUUUACACCAUCGAAGCAAUUCCGACCUCAGACCUGUCACUCAAUGAAGACAUUGCCCCUGCAGAACUUGCCUUUAUUGUGACUGGGAAACUAAAUUUGACCCGUGAAAUUUUGUCCAGCUUAAAUAAUCCUGUGCAAAUCGGGGAUACCAAGAAACUCGGUCUUUUCCGUGGGUCAGGAAACAUUGGGUUCACUUUCAAACUAGAGAAAAGUUUAUUCGCUCCUGGUGAAUUUAUCGGAUUUUCUGCAAAUUUGGAGAACCACUCAAAGAAGAAGAUUGAGUCUGAAAUCAAGUUGGUUCAAGUGAUGGAAUUUCAUGCGAAGGGAAAGAUGAAAACGGACACAAGUGAAAUUGUUAGUGUCAUUGGACCAAAUUUUUUUCCAGGCAGGGAAGAAGUUUGGGUCGGAAAAGAUGUCCUGAAAAUUCCGAAAGAUGUGUUACCCACGGGAUUGGGUGGUCCGUGCAAAAUUAUUAGUUUGCAGUACAACUUAAUGAUUAAAAUGGGGACUUUAUGUCGCGAUGUACCAAUAACGAUUGGGGAAGUAGAUAUAAUCAUGAGUGAACUAUAGAUGACUACCGUCGUAUAAAGAUAUUUUUGAGGAAUAAAUAAAUGUUGCUUGCUAAAAUUCAUCAUGAUAUUACAAAGUAUGUUGCAACGUUUUCAAACUCAUGACGAUGGAAAAUUUGAAAUUUCGUGCAUUUUUUACAGCCAAAUUUUGGAAAUUCUGGAAAUUUUGUAGUUUGAAGAAAUACAUGUUUCACAUUUUUAGAACAGUAUUUUAUAUGUUAAUGCUGUCUAGUGCGUAUGUAAAACGUAUGUAACAGACUUCUUCAUAUUUCGCACACAAUAUAAUAAAAAAUAAGUUUAUUACAAA